This is a messenger RNA of Suncus etruscus (white-toothed pygmy shrew), 3240 nucleotides long. It is a transcript of the gene LMNB2, whose product is annotated as lamin B2. The transcript has 11 exons. Bases 1 to 1866 code for a protein of 621 amino acids. NCBI's taxonomy places the organism in Eukaryota, Metazoa, Chordata, Mammalia, Eulipotyphla, Soricidae. The record is from RefSeq and is a predicted model, not a curated record.
AUGAGCCCCCCGGACAGCCGCCGCUCGGAGCCCAGCAGGCCGCGAGCCGCCGCCAUGGCCACGCCGCUGCCCGGCCGCUCGGGGCCGGCCACGCCGCUGUCGCCCACGCGCCUGUCGCGGCUGCAGGAGAAGGAGGAGCUGCGCGAGCUCAACGAUCGCCUGGCGCACUACAUCGACCGCGUCCGCGCGCUCGAGCUGGAGAACGACCGGCUGCUCGUCAAGAUCUCGGAGCGCGAGGAGGUGACCACGCGCGAGGUGAGCGGCAUCAAGAGUCUGUACGAGGCGGAGCUGGCAGAUGCCCGCCGGGUGCUGGACGAGACGGCCCGGGAGCGUGCCCGGCUGCAGAUUGACGUGGGCAAGCUGAGAGCCGAGCUGGAUGAGGCCAGCAAAAACUCCAAGAAGCGGGAGGGUGAACUGACGGUGGCGCAGGGCCGCGUGAAAGACCUGGAGACCCUGUUUCACCGCAGCGAGGCCGAGCUGGCCGCUGCACUCAGCGACAAGCGCAGCCUGGAGAGCGAAGUGGCUGAGCUGCGAGCUCAGCUGGCCAAGGCGGAGGACGGCCACGCCGUGGCUAAGCAGCAGCUGGAGAAGGAGACGCUGAUGCGCGUGGACCUGGAGAACCGCUGCCAGAGCCUGCAGGAGGAGCUGGACUUCCGCCGCAGCGUCUUCGAGGAGGAGGUGCGAGAGACACGUCGGCGUCAUGAGCGGCGCAUGGUGGAGGUGGACAGCAGCCGGCAGCAGGAGUAUGACUUCAAGGUGGCGCAGGCCCUGGAGGAGUUGCGGGGCCAGCACGAGGAGCAAGUGAGGCUGUACCGGCAGGAGCUGGAGCAGACCUACCAGGCCAAGCUGGAACAAGCCAAGCUGAGUUCCGACCAGAACGACAAGGCGGCCAGCGCGGCCCGAGAGGAGCUGAAGGAAGCGCGUAUGCGGCUCGAGUCGCUCGGCUACCAGCUCUCCAGCGUGCAGAAGCAGGCUAGUGCCUUUGAGGAGCGGAUCCGUGAGCUGGAGGCGGCCAUGGCUAGCGAGCGAGACAAGUUCCGGAAAAUGCUGGACGCCAAGGAGCUGGAGAUGAUGGAGAUGCGCGACAUGAUGCAGAAGCAGCUAGCUGAGUACCAGGAGCUGCUGGACGUGAAGCUGGCCUUGGACAUGGAGAUCAAUGCUUACCGCAAGCUCCUGGAGGGCGAGGAGGAGAGGCUGAAACUGUCCCCGAGCCCGUCGUCGCGGGUCACCAUCUCGCGAGCCACCUCCAGCAGCAGUGGCUCGGUGGCCACAGGGCGCGGGGGCCGGGGCAAACGGAAGCGGCUGGAAGUGGAGACUGAGACUGCGGUGGGUUCCGGAGGCCCCAGUUUGACCACCAGCAGCAGCAGCGCCAGCCACACCAGCUUUCAGGUGGCCCAGCAGGCCUCGGCGACUGGCAGCAUCAGCAUCGAUGAGCUCGACUUGGAUGGCCGCUUUGUGCGGCUCAAGAACAGCUCGGAUCAGGACCAAUCGCUGGGCAACUGGAGGAUCCGGCGGCAGGGGGCAGCAGGCGAGGAGAUCGCCUACAAGUUCACCCCCAAGUACGUCCUGCGGGCCGGCCAGACCGUCACGGUUUGGGCAGCUGGUGCGGGGGUGACCCACAGCCCCCCGUCCACUUUGGUGUGGAAGAGCCAGAACAGCUGGGGUACAGGCGAGAGCUUCCGGACUGUCCUGGUCAAUGCUGACGGGGAGGAAGUGGCCCUGCGCACAGUGAAGCAGAGUUCAGCAGUGAUGCCCGAGGCUGAGAACGGGGAGGAAGAAGAGGAGGGAGCCGAGUUUGGGGAGGAGGACCUCUUCCACCAGCAGGGGGACCCCAGGACCACCUCUCGAGGCUGCCGUGUGAUGUAAACUGGCGCCCCUGCGCCCAGCCUCCAGAGCCGCCCACGACUGUUUCUCUACCGUUGGCGCCUCUGGACCCCGAUUCAUUUCUAGAGAAUUUUUAAGCAAACUGCCAGAUGUGGGGGUGGGUCUCUGGAUCAUUCUUCCUGGGCGGAUUCCUGCACCCUGCAUCCAUCACCACGGCCGAGAUUCGCUCUCUGGUGUCUGGUGCCCUGUUUUGUGAGAGGCUUGACACCUGAAGCUAAAAGGGGACGGUGGGUAGUGAUGGGUGGGAUGGGGGCAGCUCCAAGGCCCUGAGAUGGACAGAGCAAACAAGCGAGGGUUAGGGUCCUUAGUAGCUUCUUUUUUAAGCUUUUUAAAAACCAAACUCAAAUCCAGGUUCUCCAGAGCCGGGGGCGUUCACAGUGGGGGGGGGGGCACACCUCACCCCAUUGCAUUUUGGUGGCUCAGCCUACUGGAGUCAGAAACAAGGUUUCAGACCCCUUGGGAAUUCCUGGCCUUGUCCGUGGUAUCUGGGUACCCUGAGACAAACUUCCAUGUCUCUUUCCACCUUCUAGAAGUUUCAGCAAGGACAGGGCACCGGGUCUGGCACAGGAUGGACAUGUGAGAGUUGCCCAGAAGCACUGCGCCAUGGCACCCCCAUAUCUCCCACAGCAGUGGCUACCUCCAGGGAGGAAAGAAAAGCCUGGCUGUUGGGGAGCACAGCACUCCCUGUUUUCCCACCGUGCCUUGCAUCGGGGCCCAGAACCUGCCUCUCCAAGCGCCCCAAAUUCACACAGCUCAGUGUCACCGUGGCUGGAUAUCCAGGGGGGUGCCCCCUCUCCCACACCCCCAUGUUAGCUCACCGUUUACACCCCUCCCCACCGAGAUACACAGAAGUUAUUUUUUUAACGGAUAUUUAUUUUUUUACAUGGGUCAGUACAGAGAUGGGUGGGGGCCCACUUUGGGGUACCCCAUGCUGACUCCCACACAGUCUCCCCAGGGGGCUGUGUUGGUGGGUCAGACUGACCCCCCACUUCCAAUGGCAAACUCACUUCAGAAAGUGCAGCUUGAGUCUUAGCUAUGCUAUUACUGAGCCAGGUGGCAGCAGCCAGCACCGUCCUGGUGGUCCUAGUGGGACACCCCACACAUACAAUGUCUCCCUCUCCUGGUUUGGUUUUUGGUUUUGAUGAGGGUCAAAGGCUCAUCCCAGGCAGGAAGGGGCCAAUGGCGAUGAAACAAAAUGCUGCAUUUCAAACCUUUCACACUCCAGUGCUGGGCCCUUGGUGAUCUGAUAUUCCCAGAUGCAGGGGCUGCUGUAACCCCCAUCCUACAGAGGGGAAAGUCACCAAAGCAAGGUCUAGAGGUGCAAACAAGCAUCUGAGAGGCUUUUUGGGGCGCUGA